Symbiodinium pilosum is the source of this 459-nucleotide messenger RNA. NCBI's taxonomy places the organism in Eukaryota, Dinophyceae, Suessiales, Symbiodiniaceae. The record is from the annotation of a GenBank genome assembly.
AUGUUUGAAAUUUUAUUCGCGAAUUGGUCUCCAGCCUGCAGAGUGCUUGUGGAAAACAUCAGCGAAUGGUUCUCUAUCUUCUUCCUUCUGUACCGAUGUGUCCUUGGAUUUGCCGUCCUGAACGUUGUCAAUGCAGUUUUUGUCCAGCAGACAAUGAAAACAGCCAGCUCCGACGAAGAGCUCGCUUUCAAGCAGAAGGAGCGGGAUGUGGCGCUCUACACCCGCAAGGUGAAGAAGCUGUUUCAGACAAUGGAUUCUUCCGGGGAUGGGACCAUCAACAAGGAGGAAUUCGCCAAGCUGGUGAACUCGCCCAUGCUGAAGUUCUGGAUGGGGCAGCUUGAGUUGGAAUACCAUGACUUGAUGAGCCUCUUCGAGUUCUUAGACAACGGUGACGGCGAGAUUACAUUGCUGGAGUUCAUUGAUGGGGCUGGCCGGCUCCGAGGCGGCGCGCCGCUUUGA